Messenger RNA from Phalaenopsis equestris, 974 nucleotides. Its product is annotated as ORM1-like protein 2. Gene Ontology annotation, cellular component: endoplasmic reticulum membrane. Bases 280 to 753 code for a protein of 157 amino acids. NCBI's taxonomy places the organism in Eukaryota, Viridiplantae, Streptophyta, Magnoliopsida, Asparagales, Orchidaceae. Gene Ontology annotation, biological process: intracellular sphingolipid homeostasis; ceramide metabolic process; negative regulation of ceramide biosynthetic process. The record is from RefSeq and is a predicted model, not a curated record. The transcript has 3 exons.
UUUACGAUGGCUUCCAGUUCUAAAGAAAAGGUCAAAGUAAGCAGUUGACCCUUGUUUUAUCUUAACCCCGCCAUCCACGGCCUCCUCCACAGUCCACCCGCGCUCUCUCUCUUAGAAAUUCUCCUCCGAUCGGCUAAUCGCCAUUACUAUAAGAACCCAGCUUCACCUUGUAUUUUCAGACAAGUUAGAGAGAGAGAGAGAGAGUCUCCAUUUUUUCUUCUUUUUUUCAUCUAUUUUCAUUAGGUAUAAACGGUUGGUCGGGAAUCGAACUGCGAUUAGAUGGCGAAACUCUACGCGCAGACGGUACCACCGCCGGAUCUGAACAAGAACACGGAGUGGUUCAUGUAUCCGGGAGUGUGGACUACCUACAUCCUCAUCAUCUUCUUCUUCUGGCUCGUUGUCCUCUCCGUCUUCGGCUGCACGCCUGGCAUGGCGUGGACAAUCGUUAACCUUACUCACUUCGCCGUCACGUACCACUUCUUCCAUUGGAAGAAGGGAACUCCCUUUGCUGAAGACCAGGGUAUCUACAACAGAUUGACUUGGUGGGAACAAGUAGACAAUGGAAAGCAACUUACUGAUAACAGAAAAUUUUUGACGGUUGCACCUGUGGUCUUGUACUUAAUUGCCUCCCAUACCACUGAUUACCAGCACCCGAUGCUUUUCUUGAAUACGAUCGCCGUGAUCGUGCUAGUCAUCGCCAAGUUUCCGAACAUGCACAAAGUUCGCAUAUUUGGAAUUAAUUCAGACCAUUAGGGAAGCUGGAAGCUGGAAACUGGAAUCAUGAUCUCCAUAUACAGCAAAAGCAGUGGAAGUGGUCAGCUGGUGAAGCCGAGAGUAGAAAGUAAAUCUGGUAAGUGGUCAGUAGAUGCUUGUUUUGUACAGGUAGAACUACUAUAUUAUGUACUAACUAUGUUUGAACUCUGUCUAGUUUUGCCAUGGAGUUUUUUUUUUUUAUAUUUGGAUUUUCAGAUUCA